Molecule: messenger RNA, 4441 nt
Organism: Gossypium arboreum
Lineage: Eukaryota; Viridiplantae; Streptophyta; Magnoliopsida; Malvales; Malvaceae
Product: G-type lectin S-receptor-like serine/threonine-protein kinase LECRK1
Exons: 3
Coding region: 134-4441 (1435 amino acids)
Biological process (GO): recognition of pollen; protein phosphorylation
Molecular function (GO): protein kinase activity; ATP binding
Source: RefSeq, a predicted model, not a curated record
GCUCUACGAGAACAGGUCUGUUGUUUGGGAGAGCUUUGAUAUCCCGACCGACACAAUCUUAGGAGGCCAGAAUUUAAGCCUUGAGUUGAUUUCCAGUGUGUCAAGUUCAAACCACUCAACUGGCCAUUAUUAUAUGCUCUUGAAGUCUUAUGGGCUUGUAGCCAGUUUAAAUAUUUCUUCUGCAGCUGCUUAUGAGUACUGGGUCUUCCGUACUGGCUUUUCUUCCCCCGUGUUGAAUCUCAAUGAGAGUGGCGUUCUAGUACUGUAUUCAUCACUAAGUUUCGACCAAGAAAACGUUUUGGCAAACGGCUCGAUAGCUGGGAACGAAACAAUGAUUAUCUAUAGAGCAACCCUUGAUUAUGACGGUGUUUUCAGAUUGUACUCGCAUCAACUUGAAAGCAAUACUAUGUCAAACAAGUGGCAGAAUUUGGAUGAUGAAUGUGAGAUUCCAGGUCGGUGUGGGUUGAACAGCUACUGCUCCACCAGCAGCGGUAACGAUACUGAGUGCUAUUGCUUUCCUGGUUUCAUAUUUAUCGACGAGAAUGCCAAAUUCCUGGGUUGCUCUCAGAAUUUCACUGUAGAUGGGUGCGAGACUAAGAGAGAUGUAGUGAUACACAACAAUAGCACUACCUUAGACAAUAUGUCUUGGGCUGGUAAUCUUUAUUCUGUGAAGCGUAAUCUGGAGAAGGAAGACUGUAAGAAAGCUUGCGAGGAUGAUUGCUCCUGUGGUGGAGCUCUUUAUAGCCCAAAUCACUGUAGCUUGUAUUCAUUGCCGCUUAAAUAUGGUAGAAAACAUGUAAAUAUAACAACCACAGCCUUCAUCAAGUUGAUUCCGGGUAGCACCAUUAGCCCCCCACCUGAAACAAGUCCAAUGUUGAUAAGCGAAGCAAACCAAAACCUCAUUUUAACUAUGGGCUUAAGUUUGGGUUCCGUUGCAAGCUUGUGUUUUGUGAUUGCAAUAUGUAGCUUCUUGUUAUACAGGCAUCGGGUCCAAAGUUAUGAGAAGCUUUUAGAAAGUAAAAGUUCAGGAUUUGCCGAGCAAUUUACACUACGAUCAUUCACUUUCAAUGAGCUAGAUGAAGCAACACAAGGUUUCCAAGAUGAGUUGGGUAGAGGCUCUUUUGGAGCGGUUUAUAAAGGAACUUUGCCAGGGGAUGGUAAAAGUAUUGCUGUUAAGAGAUUAGGAAUGGUUAAGGAAGGAGAAAGGGAUCAGUUCCGAACUGAGAUGACAGCCAUUGGAAGAAAUAACCACAGGAAUUUGGUCCGAUUGCUUGGAUUUUGUGUGGAAGGUUCAAAGAAGUUCCUUGUUUAUGAAUACAUGAGCAAUGGCUCACUAGAGGAUUUUCUAUUCAACAGGAAUGAACGCCCGGUUUGGAAACAGAGAACCAGAAUAGCGUUGGACGUGGCUAAAGGUAUCCUUUAUUUACAUGAAGAGUGUGAGGUGAGUAUCAUCCAUUGCAACAUCAAGCCCAGCAACAUACUCUUGGAUGAUUCAUUGACUGCUAAGAUUUCGGAUUUCGGAUUGGCAAAGCUAUUGAGGCCUAAUCAAACAAGCAGUACAAGUGGAACAGCAUGGUACUCGGCACCUGAAUGGCAAAACAGUGCAUUGUUAUCGGUAAAAGUUGAUGUAUACAGUUUCGGAGCGAUACUGUUGGAGAUCGUAUGUUGCAGGAGCAACAUAGAAGUAGAAGGUCGCAGUGCAGAUGAGAUACUGCUUUCAACAUUUGUAUACAAUUGCUUUGUUGGGGGAGAGUUGAAUAAGCUCGUGGAAGGUGAAGAAGAAGUGGACAUGAAAAUGGUGGAAAGGUUUGUGAAGGUGGGGCUUUGGUGCAUUCAAGAUGAUCCCAAUUUGCGUCCACUGAUGAGAAAUGUGAUCUUGAUGCUGGAAGGAACAAUGAAUGUACCGAUCCCUCCAUCUACAUCACUUCCCCAUAAAUUUUGGUAUAUAACAAAAUAUCUAAAGAUAACUUAUAUUUAUUAUUUCGUCAUCACUUCAAAAAUAGAAGAGAGAACCACCAUAUUUCCCAUGGCUUGGGUGUGGGCUCUUCUCUUGCUCCUUUCUUCUCUCUGCGUGAAGCAGUCAAGCAGCAUCAUUUCGCUGGGAUCUUCGCUUUCCUCGGCCACUCAAUCCAUCCCAUGGCGUUCCCCUUCUGGUCGCUUUGCAUUUGGCUUUUACAGUCAAGGCGGUGGCCUUUCUGUUGGAGUUUGGUUAGACGGCGGAGGAAAGAACGACAACAAAGUUGUAUGGACAGCGAAUCGUGAUGAUCCGCCGGUCACUUCGAAUGCUACUCUGAUAUUAAAUGAAAACGGUGUGCUUCUUUCGAUCGCUGUGAGCGGAGAAAAGAAUGUUAUUGCGUCUCCAAACAAUUCGGCUAUCAGUGUCUUCUCUGCCUCCAUGCUAGAUUCAGGCAAUUUUGUGCUCUACAACAAAGACAAUCAUACCAUUUGGGAGAGUUUCAAGCAACCUACAGAUACCCUUUUAGGUGGUCAGACUUUAUUAACUAAUCACGAGUUGAUCUCCAGUUCAUCAGAGAAUGAUCACUCACCUGGAAGGUUUCAUCUAAGUAUGCAACUAGAUGGUAAUCUCGUUCUAUACCCUCGACAGUCCGAAGAUUCUACUAUAAAUGCCUAUUGGAGCACAAAUACUUUCGGGAUGGGCUUGUCGCUCCGCCUUUUUCUUAACGCCACAGGCCUCCUCCAACUCAUCAACAACGAUAAUUCGUCCAUCUACAAGACAAUUAAUCUUUCCUUUUAUCCAGAGCCGACCUACAAUGACUACAACGAAAGCAGCAGCAACAACAACAGUACUGUUUUCAGUGCAAGUCUUGAUGUUGAUGGGAAUUUCCGGUUAUAUGCGUAUCUGUUUGAGCGAGAUGGUGGGUUUCAGACUUAUCCACUAUUGAGGGCGUUGUUAAACUCCUGUAAAGUUAGAGGCUUUUGUGGUCUCAACAGCUAUUGCACAUUUAAUGAUAACCGACCUUACUGUGCAUGCCUUCCCGGGACUGAUUUUAUUGAUCCUCUUCAGAACAACCUCGGCUGCAAGAGAAAUUAUUCUGAAGCACACUGUAAAGGAGGGAAGGCCAAUAUACCCUUUUAUAACAUGACUUCAAUGCCAGGUCUUGAAUGGACUACGGGCAGUUUUUACGGUAAAGAGCGAUUGUCCAAGGAUGCGUGCAGCCGAACAUGUUUGGAAGACUGCAAUUGUGAGGCAGCACAGUUCGACAAUGGGAUUUGCAGGAAACAAAAGCUUCCACUCAGGUAUUUGCUACGAGAUCCUGAUGCCCAAGUGAAUUCUACAGUUUUAUUGAAGGUGGGAAUCAUAAGCCUUGAAGCAGACAACGACACUGUUCCCUCUGAAUUAAAGCCACCCAAAGUCCUAAUCAAACGGAAGAAUACGACGGUGCUAAUUCUUCUAACUUUCAGUUUUGUUGCAUGUUCAUGUGCUUUGCUUACAAUCUCUGGGGUAUACAUUUAUAAAUUUCGAGUUCUAAGAUACAAAAGGCUGUUGGAACUUGGAAAUUUGGGCCUAACGGAAGAGCUGACGUUGACAUUGUUUUCAUACAAAGAACUAAAGAGAGCAACAAAUGGGUUUAAAGAAGAGUUGGGUAAAGGAUCCUUUGGAGCAGUCUACAAAGGGUCUUUAAACAGAGGAAGACAGUUGAUUGCAGUGAAGCGACUGGAGAAGUUAGUGGAAGAAGGUGAAAAAGAGUUCCAAGCAGAAAUGCGAGCAAUUGGUGGAGCUCACCACAAGAAUUUAGUUCGAAUUUUGGGAUACUGUGUUGAGGAUUCCAAGAGACUAUUGGUGUAUGAGUACAUGGGCAAUGGCUCCCUUGCAGAUCUACUUUUCAAGUCAACAAAGCCCCCAGAUUGGGAUGAAAGAACAAGAAUAGCCCUGGAUGUUGCUAGAGGAAUCCUCUAUUUGCAUGAUGAGUGUGAGACUCCAAUCAUUCACUGUGAUAUAAAGCCGCAAAACAUAUUGAUGGAUGAUUUAUGGAGAGCUAAAAUUUCAGACUUUGGGCUGGCAAAACUGUUGAUGGGAGAUCAAACAAGGACGUUCACAGGUGUAAGGGGAACUAGAGGAUACAUGGCACCAGAGUGGCAGAAAAAUACUCCAAUAUCAGUGAAGGCUGACAUUUACAGUUACGGAGUUGUGCUGUUGGAGACUGUGUUUUGCCGACGGAACUUGGACACCAAUGUAUCAAAACCAGAGGAGGUCAUUCUAUCAAGUAUGGUGUAUAGAUGUUUGGUUGAAAAGGAGUUGGAUAAGCUAAUGCUUGGUGAAGAAGUGGAUAAAAGAAGCUUGGAAAGAAUGGUGAUGGUGGCACUUUGGUGUAUUCAAGAUGAACCAGCUCUUCGUCCUUCCAUCAAGACUGUAGUAAUGAUGCUGGAAGGGAUCACUGAUAUAUGUAUUCCUCCAUGUCCAACUGCUUCCUUCAUCUAG